Molecule: messenger RNA, 909 nt
Organism: Nelumbo nucifera (sacred lotus)
Lineage: Eukaryota; Viridiplantae; Streptophyta; Magnoliopsida; Proteales; Nelumbonaceae
Product: U-box domain-containing protein 33
Source: RefSeq, a predicted model, not a curated record
ACAGACAACAAAAUAACGGUCAAUUGGGUGCAACUUGCCAAGUCUUUACUAGCGUUUGGCUGCCGGAAAACUGGUCUGAAAUUGCUUAUUUUGUUAUGGAGGAUGAUGGUGGAGAGUCAGGGUUCGGUGGUGGCGACACCGGUUUAGCAUCGGGAUCCGCUAAUAAGUCCAACGGCUUCAGCGGAAGAAAUGAGAUAGUGGAGAUGAAGAGGGAGGAGGAGGAGGAGGAAGAGGAAGAGAUCCAACCCGCUGAAGAUUACAUAUAUGUUGCAGUGGGCAAGAGCAACUCCGGCAUGGAUGCGCUCCGGUGGACCUUGAAUCACUUACUGAAGCCCUCAUCCUUAGUCUUUCUCAUUCAUGUCUUCCCUGAGGUCCGGCACAUUCCCACUCCCCUGGGAAAGCUCCCAAAGGAACAGGUGAACCCAGAGCAGGUGGAGAACUACAUGAACCAAGAGAGGAGAAAGAUACGACAACUCCUCCAAAAGUAUCUCGACCUCUGCAAUGCUUCCAUGGUAAACGUGGACACAAUACUCAUCGAGAGUGAUUUCAUUGCCAAGGCUGUGAUUGAUCUGAUUCCUAUUCUCAACAUAACCAAGUUAGUGGUAGGGAAAUCCAGCAGGAGGUCCAGGAGGGGAAGUGGAGUAGAAGACCAGAUAAAGAAAAAUGCACCAGUUUUCUGUGAUGUUAAGAUCAUAUGCGAAGGCAAGGAGGUGACGAGAGAGCAGACGGAGUCACCUACAUCCCCAUCUCUACGCGGCGGUGACAUCACUACUACACCAACCACCCUGGAACUGGAAGAUCAAAGAGAUACGUCUGUUUCUUGUGCUUGCUUUACACGAAAAUUCAUCUAAAUCUCAUACAUGUUAUGAUUCUUAUUAUUAAUUUCUGAUUAAUAAUAUUACAAUUUCU